Molecule: messenger RNA, 2187 nt
Organism: Babesia ovata
Lineage: Eukaryota; Apicomplexa; Aconoidasida; Piroplasmida; Babesiidae
Product: 5x Mrd1p splicing related protein
Exons: 1
Coding region: 1-2187 (728 amino acids)
Cellular component (GO): nucleus; cytoplasm; ribonucleoprotein complex
Molecular function (GO): mRNA binding
Source: RefSeq, a predicted model, not a curated record
AUGAGGGUCGGCAGUAAUACCCGAGUUAUCGUCAAGAACUUGCCAAUUUCGCUAGACGAGAGAGGUGUCGAGCGUCUAAUAUCGGAAAAAUGCAAGGAGCUUGGAUUGGAGCUCACGGACUGCAAACUACUGUGCAAGAAUGCCAAAGACCAGAAGGCCAAGAACGCCAAGAAUCCCAGCGGCAAGCAAGCCGCGGUGUCGCGAGGACUAUGCUUCGUAGGGUUUGCCGACGAGAAAGAUGCAACAAAGUUCAAGGACUACUACGACGGGACCUAUUUCCGUGCCUGCAAGGUCACAAUCGAAUUUUCCCGUCCGCCGCCACGCACUCCGCAGGAGGCCGCUGACGAACCUAAGAAAACCGAACGGCUGAUUGCUAAGUCAAAGCGCGAAUGUGGCGAUGGUGAGGUGGCGACAACGCUCGUUAAGCAGGUCAAAAAGUAUACGAAGGCUGGUGUAUCCGGUGAGAGGAAGCACACCGUUUUCGAGGACGAAGCGCAAAGCGAUACCGAGAUGGAUGGAAUCCCGACUGACGAACCAGAACCGCCAAGUGACGCCGAUGAACAGGAAGAAUCUGCCGACAACUUGGACAGGGUGAUCCUCUUUAACCUGCCGUACAAUGUGACCGAGUCGGCAAUCAGGGAGUUAUGCAGACCCUUCGGGCCCAUAACCGACAUCCACCUGCCGUUGAAUUCGCAAAAUGACGCGGAUACGGAUGGAGGCAAACUGACCAAGGGUUACUGCUACGUAUCGUGGGUGUUCCCCUCCGAUGCGGUAAAAUUCCGUGACGCUAAAAACCGCACUAUCUUCUGCGGGAGGAUAAUGCACGUCAACCUAGCGAAACCGAAGGAGCAGGGAAGCACGGCGGAUAGAGCUACGUAUGAGGAAUUCGGCCGGCGAAGUGGCCGCAGGAAUGCCGAAAAAUCAUCAUACAAGCGGGAGCUGCAGAAGAAGAAGCUGGCCAACGCCGAGAAUGCCACCAUUUGGAACACGCUUCACAUCGACAUCAACGCGACCAUUGCCGCGGUUUCCCGACAACUGGAGCUGGACAAAAGGGAUAUUGUAGAUGAGGCGAACGCAGCCGUCAACGUGGCACUCUCAGAGACACUGAUUCUGAACCAGCUCACCAAAUGGCUCGACGAACAGGGCAUCGACUACCAGCAGUUCCAGGUGUCGAAAUCCGCCGAAACUAAGGAAAAGGACGGGAGUAAGGAGGCGGAACGCAAGGAAAGCGAGGUCAAACGCGUAACUCGGUCAGACGAUACCUUGAUCAUAAAGAACCUCCCGAGCGAUGCUGACGAGGCUGACCUGGUCGAGACAUUCUCCAAAUAUGGCCAACUGUUGCGCCUUGCCGUCGCUCCGUACGCCGUAAUGGGAAUAGUGCAGUAUCUUGAGCCGAAGGCUGCCCAAGCUGCCUUCCGGAGCUUGGCUUACACGCCGUACCUUGGGCUGCCGCUCUACCUGGAGUGGGCACCGAUUAAGCUCAUCCGCGAAGGAGCGCCAAUACCAGAGCUCGCCACCAAAAAGAAAUCGGAUAUAAAGGCAGCUGAUGAGCAAAGACGCGGAAGCGAAGCACCGGCGACCGCGGAUCCAUCGCAAGAGGCCGAGGCUGAUGACGACGCUGAGGUUUCUACCAACGUUAGCAUUUACCUCAAGAACCUCAACUUCAAGACACGAGACGACGCACUCAAGAACCACUUUGGUUCCUGCAAGGGUUAUGUCACCAGCAAGGUCGUCAUGAAGGACAACGCCACCCUUUCCAGAGGUUUCGGAUUUGUGGAAUUCGACAGCAUGGCCAACGCCAAAGCCGCAAUCAGGGCCAAAACCGGUAUUCUAAUAGACGGGAAAGUCAUCGAAAUGUCAAUCGCCAAGCGCGCAGAGAAGCCUCCGACAGAGAUCGCGGAGAGCAAGAUCCUCGAGGCCACCAACAAGAUUAUCGUCAAGAACCUGGCCUUCCAGGCCACCCGUCAGGACCUGUACAAAAUGUUCAGCUACUACGGGAACGUCAAGUCCGUCCGCAUACCCAAGAGCCUCAAAAGCAACAACAGGGGUUUCGCCUUCGUGGAGUUCCUCAGCAAACAGGAGAGCGCCCGCGCCGUCGAGGCGCUGCAACACACACACCUCUACGGACGACACCUUGUGCUGGAAUUCGCCGAGGAAGACGAGGUGGACGACCAAUCGGCCGAGUGA